AUGGUGGCUCAUUUGCAUUUCUUGGUGUUUCUUGCACAGUCGAAAGGCGCAAUUGGCGUGCAUCGUUAUCUAGAAGAACAUCACCAACAGGUUCCCAACAUUUUACAAGAGCUUAGCGCUACUGUUGUCCUUCGGGAUGAUAGAGAGGAAGAGAGCAAUCGAUCUAGUAAUGGACACAGCAAUGAUAAAGCGGUUGAGGACGUGGGUAUCGGUAUGGAACAACUGCCGUUGCGAGCGCAGCGUGAGAUUUGGAGCGCAUUGGCGAGCAAUGCGUCUCGAAACGAAGCCGCUGUCGUGAAUUUAGCAAGAGCAUUUCUGCGAGCAACUGCACAGCCUCGUCGUCAUGAGAAUGAUGCAGUUUGUAUAUCCUUGGCGAGGAUAGUAUUGAGUCAGGUAACAGGCGAACAAGAGAGUGAAGAGACUCAUGGUAGCACGAGUGCGUUUCGACGCCGUAUGCGGCGCUUAACUCUGGGUCAAGUCCAGUUUCCAUUGCUCUUGAACAGAAAUGAUGACGUUCAGCUUGUUGAUCGACAAGGGAUGUCAUUAUCCAGUAUGGCCAUGCAGUCUCCGGCCCGAUUGAAUAAACGCUACAGAGAGAAGGUGUCUGAGGACCCAUGGCCAUGUAAGACGGAGCAAAACAUACGAGAGAACACACCAACGCCGACAUUAUUUGCUACAAAGCUGCAAGAACGACCAUUGCUAACAAAAGAGAUGGAAGAUCGCGCAUCUGGACUUUCCAAGCUGCUUGCUCAACUGCCACGCUUUGAUGCCGACGCAACAAUUGACGAUGUUGCCACGCGCACGUUUGACAUGCUUGCUGAAGUCGUCAACGACGUUCAUACUACAUAUGCAGCCAAUGAGCAAAGCUUUCAGUACCUGUGCAAGCUGUUGCGGAUGGAUUCCACAAGUGACGAAGUGCUCGCCCGGAUCACUAGCGCUCUGGUCGAUGCCAAUUGGAGUUCUCGAUAUGCGGCGAUCUUCCUCGAAACAACUGUGUUGCCCAAGAUUCGUGCUGCUGAUUCAGUAAUCUCGCGUGUCUUACUGCAGACAGCACUACGUUUUGGCUCUGUCUACACUCGUACACUUUUGGACUCACUCUUGCUUCCACUGCUGCUUGGUGAUAAGGAUACUAUGAUCGGCCCCGCUCAAGCAGAAGCAAUUACGCGCAUUCUGCGCAGCUCUGACACAGUACCAACUGAUCAACUGAAUGAAUUCGUCCUGGCAGCCUUGACCGUGAAGAAUGAAAACAACUCGACUCCACAUUUGUUUUCCAAUGAAUCGGCAUUGCUGGUAUUCCAGAACAUCCUCAACACUAAACCAGCUUUGUCAGCACUGACAGUCGAGAAGUUUGUUGGAGCGUGCGAGGCCGUCUUAGAGCGGCCAGAAGCUGAACAACUGCGUGGCUCUCUCAAAUUCGCCACCGUCGUUUUCACACUAAUCUCAAAAUACCCACAACAAUGUGCCAGUCAUGUGGAAAUUCUUGAAACAAUCGCCACUCAACUGACAUCCAUCAUGGCCAAAACGACGCUGCGCUCGCUGCAGAAACUCAAGAACGACAAGUGA
Molecule: messenger RNA, 1563 nt
Organism: Peronospora belbahrii
Lineage: Eukaryota; Oomycota; Peronosporomycetes; Peronosporales; Peronosporaceae
Source: the annotation of a GenBank genome assembly